Molecule: messenger RNA, 7333 nt
Organism: Carassius auratus (goldfish)
Lineage: Eukaryota; Metazoa; Chordata; Actinopteri; Cypriniformes; Cyprinidae
Gene: myh9b
Product: myosin, heavy chain 9b, non-muscle
Exons: 40
Coding region: 208-6090 (1960 amino acids)
Cellular component (GO): myosin II complex; myosin filament; cytoplasm
Molecular function (GO): ATP binding; microfilament motor activity; actin filament binding
Source: RefSeq, a predicted model, not a curated record
GCGCCCCGAACCAUUACAGCAGGACGGAGUUCAACUACCGAGUGGAAGAAGAGGAAGAGAGGAGAGAAAAAAUAGAAAAGAGAACGAGGCGAGGGGAGCGAACUUGUGCGCAGUUUCUGCGGAUUGAAAAGGGAAGUUUGCAUCGCAGCGACACGGAUCCGGAUCUACACUGAGUUUGAGAGCGUCUGCAUCUGAUCAGCAGCAACCAUGUCGGACGCCGACAAGUUCCUGUACGUGGACCGCAACAUGGUGAACAACCCUCUGGCGCAGGCCGACUGGGCCACCAAGAAGCUGGUGUGGGUGCCGUCGGAGCGGCUGGGGUUCGAGACCGGCACGGUGAAGGAGGAGCACGGCGAUGAGGUGGUGGUGGAGCUGGCCGACUCGGGGAAGAAAGUGCGGGUCAACAAGGACGACAUCCAGAAGAUGAACCCGCCCAAGUUCAGCAAGGUGGAGGACAUGGCCGAGCUCACCUGCCUGAACGAGGCGUCCGUGCUGCACAACCUGAAGGAGAGAUACUACUCCGGCCUCAUUUACACUUAUUCGGGUCUGUUCUGUGUGGUCAUCAACCCUUACAAGAACCUGCCCAUCUACUCCGAGGAGAUCGUAGACAUGUACAAGGGCAAGAAACGACACGAGAUGCCACCGCACAUCUACGCCAUCACAGACACGGCCUACAGGAGCAUGAUGCAGGACCGUGAGGACCAAUCGAUUCUCUGCACGGGCGAAUCUGGAGCCGGAAAGACCGAAAACACCAAGAAGGUCAUUCAGUAUCUGGCCCACGUGGCCUCAUCCCACAAGACCAAGAAGGACCAGAGCAGCUCGGUCCUGUCACAUGGUGAGCUGGAGAAGCAGCUGCUGCAGGCCAAUCCCAUCCUCGAAGCCUUCGGCAACGCCAAAACAGUCAAGAACGACAACUCUUCUCGAUUCGGAAAGUUCAUCAGAAUCAACUUUGAUGUUAACGGUUACAUCGUCGGAGCCAAUAUUGAGACCUACCUGUUGGAAAAGUCCCGUGCAAUCCGUCAAGCUAAAGAAGAGAGAACCUUCCACAUGUUCUACUACAUGCUCAGCGGUGUGGGAGACAAACUGCGCUCUGAACUCUGUCUGGAGAGCUACAGUAAGUACCGGUUCCUGUCCAACGGGAACGUGACAAUCCCGGGACAGCAGGACCGAGACAUGUACUUGGAGACCGUGGAGGCCAUGAGGAUCAUGGGCUUCUCUGAGGAAGAACAUAUCGGUCUGUUGAGGGUAAUUUCGUCUGUGCUACAGCUGGGUAAUAUGUCCUUUAAGAAGGAACGUCACUCGGACCAGGCCUCCAUGCCUGAUGACACAGCUGCCCAGAAGGUGAGCCAUCUGAUGGGCAUGAACGUGACUGAUUUCACACGCGCCAUCCUCUCGCCCCGGAUCAAGGUGGGCCGUGACUAUGUGCAGAAGGCCCAGACGCAGGAGCAGGCUGAGUUCGCAGUAGAGGCUCUGGCCAAAGCCACAUACGAGAGGAUGUUCCGCUGGCUGGUGAUGCGCAUCAACAAAGCUCUGGAUAAGACCAAACGUCAGGGCGCUUCCUUCAUUGGCAUCCUGGACAUCGCCGGCUUUGAGAUCUUUGAGCUAAACUCGUUCGAGCAGUUGUGCAUUAACUACACUAACGAGAAGCUCCAGCAGCUGUUCAACCACACCAUGUUCAUCCUGGAGCAGGAGGAGUACCAGCGCGAGGGCAUCGAGUGGAGCUUCAUCGACUUCGGCCUCGACCUACAGCCCUGCAUCGACCUCAUUGAGAAACCUGCGAGUCCUCCAGGGAUCCUCGCUCUCCUGGACGAGGAGUGCUGGUUUCCCAAAGCCACAGACAAGAGCUUCGUGGAGAAGGUCCUGCAGGAGCAGGGGACACACCCCAAAUUCCACAAACCCAAGAAACUGAAGGACGAGGCAGAUUUCUGCAUCAUCCACUACGCUGGAAAGGUGGAUUAUAAGGCAGACGAGUGGCUGAUGAAGAACAUGGACCCACUGAACGAUAACGUGGCUACUUUACUCAAUCAAUCCACUGACAAGUUCGUUUCAGAGCUGUGGAAGGAUGUGGACCGUAUCGUGGGUCUGGAUAAGGUGGCCGGCAUGUCUGAGCUGCCGGGUGCAUUUAAGACCCGUAAGGGAAUGUUCCGGACAGUCGGGCAGCUCUAUAAGGAGCAGCUGUCAAAACUCAUGGCCACGCUCAGAAACACCAACCCCAACUUUGUUCGCUGCAUCAUUCCCAACCAUGAGAAAAAGGCUGGUAAGUUGGAGCCUCAACUGGUUCUGGAUCAGCUCCGGUGUAACGGUGUGCUGGAGGGAAUCCGUAUCUGCAGACAGGGAUUCCCCAACCGCAUCGUCUUCCAGGAGUUCAGACAGAGGUAUGAAAUCCUCACGCCCAACUCCAUUCCCAAAGGCUUUAUGGAUGGCAAACAGGCUUGCGUGCUGAUGAUCAAAGCGCUGGAGCUGGAUCCAAACCUGUACCGGAUCGGACAGAGCAAAGUGUUUUUCCGUGCUGGAGUUCUGGCUCACCUGGAGGAGGAGCGUGAUAUGAAGAUCACCGACGUCAUCAUUAACUUCCAGGCCUGGUGUCGUGGAUACGUCGCCCGCAAGGCGUUCGCUAAGAGGCAGCAGCAGCUGACGGCCAUGAGGGUGAUCCAGAGGAACUGCGCUGCGUAUCUGAAGCUCAGGAACUGGCAGUGGUGGAGACUCUUCACUAAGGUGAAGCCGCUGCUGCAGGUGAGCCGACAGGAAGAGGAGAUGCAGGCCAAAGACGAGGAGCUCAACAAGGUUCGGGAGAAGCAGAUGGUGGCCGAACAGCAGCUGAAGGAGAUGGAGGUCAAACAGCAUCAGCUGAACAUGGAGAAAAUGGCUCUUCAGGAGCAGCUGCAGGCGGAGAUGGAUCUGUGCGCCGAGGCCGAUGAGAUGAGGAACCGCCUGGUGGCCAAGAAACAGGAGCUGGAGGAGAUCCUGCACGACCUGGAGGCCCGUGUGGAGGAGGAGGAGGAGCGAGCCAAUCACCUGCAGGUGGAGAAGAAGAAGAUGCAGCAGAACAUCGCCGACCUGGAGCAGCAGCUGGACGAGGAGGAGGCGGCGCGCCAGAAGCUGCAGCUGGAGAAGGUCACGCUGGAGGCCAAACUCAAGAAGACCGAAGAGGACGUGAUGGUGCUGGACGACCAGAACAACAAACUCUCCAAGGAGAAGAAGCUCAUGGAAGAACGGAUCGCUGAGUUCACCACGAACCUGGCCGAGGAGGAGGAGAAGUCCAAGAGUCUGCAGAAGCUCAAGAACAAACACGAGGCCAUGAUCACCGACCUGGAGGACCGUCUGCGUCGCGAGGAGAAGCAGCGUCAGGAGCUGGAGAAGAACCGCAGGAAGCUGGAGGGCGACUCUACAGAGCUGCACGACCAGAUCGCAGAGCUGCAGGCUCAGAUCGCCGAACUACGCGCACAGCUCGCUAAAAAAGAGGAGGAGCUACAGGAGGCGCUCGCCAGGAUCGAGGAGGAGGCGGCUCAGAAGAAUCUGGCGCAGAAGAAGAUCCGGGAGCUGGAGGCUCAGCUGAGCGAGCUUCAGGAGGAUCUGGAGCUGGAGCGAGCGGCUCGAGCCAAGGCCGAGAAACACCGGAGAGACCUGGGAGAAGAGCUGGAGGCGCUGAAGACGGAGCUGGAGGACACACUCGACUCCACCGCCGCGCAGCAGGAGCUCAGGACGAAGCGUGAGACUGAAGUGGCUCAGCUGAAGAAGACUCUGGAGGAAGAGGCUAAGGUUCAUGAGCAGGUGGUGGCUGAGAUGAGACAGAAGCACAGUCAGGCCUUCGACGAGCUCAACGAGCAGCUGGAGCAGGUCAAACGGAACAAGGUGUCGGUGGAGAAGACCAGACAGGCUCUGGAGUCGGAGAGGAACGAGCUGCAGAUCGAGCUGAAGACGCUGAUGCAGGGCAAAGGAGAGUCGGAGCAGCGCAGGAAGAAAGCGGAGACGCAGCUGCAGGAGCUACAGGUCAAACACGCCGAGAGCGAGCGCCAGCGCAUAGAGUUCGCUGAGAAAGUCUCCAAGAUGCAGGCGGAGCUGGAUAACGUCAACGCUCUGCUGAGCGAAGCCGAAGGAAAGUCCAUCAAAGCGGUGAAGGACUGUUCAUCCGUCGAGUCGCAGCUGCAGGACGUCCAGGAAGUGCUUCAGGAGGAGACGCGGCAGAAGCUAGCGCUGAACACACGUCUGCGUCAGCUGGAGGACGAGCAGAGCGGUCUGAGAGAGCAGCUGGAGGAAGAGGAGGAGGCCAAGAGGAACCUGGAGAAACAGAUGAGCAGCAUGCAGGCGCAGCUGGCCGAGAUGAAGAAGAAGGUGGAGCAGGAGGCCAGCUUCCUGGAGAGCUCCGAGGAGGCCAAGAAGCGCGUCCAGCGCGACCUGGAGGCCGUGACGCAGCGUCUGGACGAGAGAAACGCCGCCUUCGACAAGCUGGACAAGACCAAGACGCGCCUGCAGCAGGAGCUGGACGACAUGCUGGUGGACCAGGACCACCUCCGACAGAUCGUGUCCAACCUGGAGAAGAAGCAGAAGAAGUUUGACCAGAUGCUGGCUGAGGAGAAGCUGAUCUCUGCCCGUUACGCUGAGGAGCGUGACCGCGCCGAGGCCGAGGCCCGUGAGAAGGACACGCGUGUGUUAGCGCUGUCCCGCGAGCUGGAGACCCUCACGGAGCUGAAGGACGAGAUGGACCGCACCAACAAACUGCUGCGCGCCGAGAUGGAGGACCUGGUGUCCUCGAAAGACGACGUGGGCAAGAGCGUGCACGAUCUGGAGAAGUCGAAGCGUGCGAUGGAGCAGCAGCUGGAGGAGAUGAAGACACAGCUGGAGGAGCUGGAGGACGAGCUGCAGGGCACUGAAGACGCCAAGCUACGUCUGGAGGUCAACAUGCAGGCCAUGAAGGCACAGUACGAGAGAGACCUGCAGGGACGAGACGAGCUGGGAGAGGAGAAGAAGAGACAGCUGCUCAAACAGGUGCGUGAGAUGGAGAUGGAGCUGGAGGACGAGCGUAAGCAGCGCACGCUGGCGAUGGCGGCGAGGAAGAAGAUGGAGCUGGACCUGAAGGAGCUGGAGGCUGCCAUCGACCUGGCCAACAAGAACCGAGAAGAGGCGCUCAAACAGCUCAAGAAAGUGCAGGCUCAGAUGAAGGACCUGCUGCGGGAGCUGGAGGACACGCGUGUGUCCCGUGAGGAGAUCCUGGCGCAGAGCAAAGAGAACGAGAAGAAGGUGAAGAGCAUGGAGGCCGAGAUGAUCCAGCUGCAGGAGGAGCUGGCGGCGGCGGAGAGAGCCAAGAGACAAGCGCAGCAGGAGAGAGACGAGCUGCAGGACGAGAUCAACAACCAGGCCAACAAAGGGGCUCUGGGCUCGGAGGAGAGGAGGCGUCUGGAGGCGCGCAUCGCUCAGCUGGAGGAGGAGCUUGAGGAGGAGCAGAACAACACCGAGCUGGUGAACGACCGGCUGAAGAGAGCCCUGCUGCAGACGGACCAGAUCAACGUGGAGCUGACGGCGGAGCGCAGCACCACCCAGCGUCUGGAGGGAGCGCGCUCACAGAUGGAGCGCCAGAACAAAGAGCUGAAGCUCAAACUCACCGAGCUGGAGGGAGCCGUCAAGAGCAAAUACAAGGCCUCCAUCGCCGCCCUGGAGGCCAAGAUCAUCCAGCUGGAGGAGCAGCUCGACGUGGAGACCAAAGAGCGGCAGCAGGCCUCUAAACUGGUGCGUCGUGCGGAGAAGAAGCUGAAGGAGGUGAUUCUGCAGGUGGACGACGAGAGACGCAACACAGAGCAGUAUAAAGACCAGUCUGAGAAACUGAACAGCCGCAUGAAGCAGCUGAAGCGGCAGCUGGAGGAGGCCGAGGAGGAGGCGCAGAGAGCCAACGCCAACCGCAGGAAACUACAGCGAGAGCUGGAGGACGCCACCGAGUCUGCGGACGCCAUGAACCGAGAGGUCAACAGCCUGAAGAGCAAACUCCGACGCGGCGAUCUUCCCUUCACCAUGCGCCGUAUCGUCAGCCGCUCGGGAAUCGAGAGCGAUGAAGACCCGGAGGCCAAGAGCGAAACCCCCGAACCCAAACCUGAGUGAAAGAAGCCGCACCGCAGCGUUCCCUCGCAAACACACAAGUCUCGGACGACAACAUCCCUGAAAACUCAGAGAUACCUUGUCUUUUUUUUUGUUUUUGUUUUUUGGAUCUUAUUUUAGUGCCAUAGUGUAUUCGCACACACACACACACACACACACACACACACACACACACUGGUUCUCCUGACAAUCACACACAGCUUCUACUCACACAACGAGGACCAAAUUUGUGUUUUCAUAUCAUUGUCUAAAAUACAAAAAGAGCGCAAUGAUAUUUUUGUAAGGACACAUUCCGUCAAUUGUUUUCCCUAGUCCGGAUCUAUUUUUCUAAGUAAAAGGAUUAAAAGAUAGUAAAGAAGAGAACGUAUUUGAAGGGGACCAAAGCAAAACUUGCUUUCUACAAAACUGUAUUUCAUUCAUACGUUUUUAUAAUGGUAUACGGAUGAACAUAGCGCUUGCUCUCUUGCACCUCUGCUGAUGAAUAAAAUAUAUGAUUGUGUUGAGAAUUACUGAUAAUAUAUACACUCACACACAAUAAUGCAUUUAGUAAAUCAGACCAGCACAGAAAAUAUUAAAGAUCCCCACGCCACCAUAUAUGCACGUGAAAUGUUUUUUGAGUAAUAAAAUGGACAUGUUUUAUCAGACUUUAGCGGCGGAUUGAAGGAAUAAAGAAGGAGUAGGCAAAGCACGAACUCAUUUAGAUAUGGCACUAUGCACUAUCGCCUUAAACCUACUAUUUGGAUAUUUUCUGAUCCUCUGUUUCUUCCAGUAUAUGUGUCUUUAUUGAAGUUCAGGGCAUAAUUGGUGGAGGGUUUCUCUCACGCACACACUGUAAACGCUGAGCACGGCUGGGCGGGAAUCCUCCGUUUGGCGGGAGUUUUUUUAAAUAACAUGGAACGCCUCCAUGGCUACCUCUGAUGACGUGUAAUACUCUGUGACGUCAUAGUUGAUUACUCCGCGAUCUGUGCUCUCGUUAAGAUCUAAAGAGAGCGAAGCUCGUGCUCGGUUUCUGCUUUUUUUUCUGCUCACACUGCUGGGAAGUGAGAGAAAUUGACUUAUUGAUUAUGUAUGGAUAGGAUAGAUAGAGCAUUUAUCUCUCUCUCUCUCUCUCUCUCUCUCUCAAUAAUGACUUUGUGAUUUUGUUAUGUUCUCUCUCUGUCUGCAGCUCCUGAAUGAUAUCUGGAGAGAUUUAUCAUGAAUCAUUGGUAUAAUGAUGCAAUAAAAUGGCUUUUUCAAAACCACUUUA